AGUCUGCUGAGCUAUCUUGCCGCCCUCCCUCCUUUAAAAAGUAGUAAAGCCUAGCUGUUUCUGAAGAACGCUGGCUGGGCCUUAGGAAGUUCACAUUCUGUGGUGGGCACUCUUGGUUUUCCUUCUCUCAUAUCAAAACAAACAGCAGCCAUUUGUUUGGCUUUCUUCAACCUAGCAGCCAUCACCAGUGUCUGUCAAAUAUGUCUAUCAGCUGUUUUCCAUGGAUUAAGCCAGCCAAUCUCCCAACAGCUCUGUAAGUAGACAGGAUUAAUACUCAGUUUACAGUGAGAAAAAUAUAAAAGCCACAGCUGUACCAGAUGAAAGACCUGAACCAGCAGUCCCGGGCUGGCAGCUGGCUUGGGCGCUGGGGCUCUGACUCCGGGCGCUGCGGCCCCCUCAGCCACUUUGGCAAGGCCUCGUACAGUACAUCACUGAGCCCUCAGCCUGCACUGCAGUGCGCUGCAAUAAACAGCCUCAGGAAAUGAUUGCUAGGUUUCCUGUAGAUGCGGAGAACUCAGAUGCUGAUCAGGAAAUUCAAAUAAACCAGUUCUCCCAGGUCUCAGGACUAAAAAUAACUUCUGAGUUUUCCUAAGCAGUUAGAUGUCUUUUGUCUCCUAGUGGAGACAAUCCUUUAACUCAAUUUUUCAGCUUGAUUUCUAGAAGCUGAAUAAAUCUAAGCACUCCCAUCACAUUGUUCUGUCAGUAUUACCAAGGUGGACAAAAGAUUCCUAUCCACAGUAAUACCACUGUUAUUUCUUUAACUCCCUGUAUAGCAAAGAAAGGGGAAUCUGAAGCCCAGAGCUUUGGAGGUGAUAAUAGCUAGUGGGUUCAUUUUCUUUUUAUUACUUUUGUAAUUACCUGUAGUCAACUGUAUGGGCUUUCAAUUUAUACACGAUGGAAAAGUUCUUUUAAAAAUAAAUUUACGCUAGUAAAAAUUUGAGUUUCUUUAGAGAAAAUGUUAAGUAAAUAGCAAUAGAGUGGAUAGGAAGCCAAACAAAGAAACAAAGAUGAAGAUGAAUUGAGAAAGUGAAUUCAAUCUCCUCUUACUUGGGAGCUGGAAAGAGCAGAGUUAAAAUCAAUGGUCCCUGAUCUCAGAGGUAGGUGGGAGUGGGGGGGGGUCCUUAUCCAUGAAUCUCACCUUCUAAUUUUAUUCAUGGAUUUAUCUUCUGCUUCCUGCCUCCCUUCCCGUGUCCUGUGUCUCCUACCCUCAUCUAGUGGUGGUGGGGCAGAAAAAGUGGAGUGAUCCUGACAGGGUGUGAAAAGACCAGAGUGGCCAGGGGGCCUAAGCCCAGCAUGGACCAGCCAGAGAGCCUAAGACAGCCCAGCUCCUCUGGCUCUCUGGUCCUGGGAAGUUUCAGUUCUUCAAAUCGGGCAGGAACUGCGUUGCUAAAACUGCUUGGACUGCGGAUUCUCUGGCUCCUCCACUUCCCAGCUUCGAAAUCACCGACAGCGCGCUCCUGCAAGACGUGGGAGGGGAUCCCAGAAAGUGCUGGGCAAGGAGCAGGCAGGAGGUGCCCCGGCGCUCCCCUUCCCGGCAGCAGUACCUUGACCUUGGGUGUACGCACCCCCUUUUUUGACUCCUGCGGGCCAGGGGGUCCGAGGGCGGAGAUAACCCGGGAUGAGGACCGCCCGGGGCUAGGAGGGGGCGGGCGGCUCCGGAGAAGACGCCCGGGAGCCGGGAAGGCUCCAGACGCCCGGAGAAGCUCCAAGCUCUAAGAAAGCGGGGCUUGGAGUCGCCCCUCUUUAAGAACUCUGGGGCAGGUGGGGGAGGGCAGCCCCGCUCUCGGUCCUGGGACAGCAGCCGCGGGCGGGAUGGAGGGGCUGGUGCUUGUCAACGCCCUGGCCACCCGGUUGCUGUUUCUGCUGCACUCUCUGGCCGGGGUUUGGCGGGUGACCGUGGUCAUGCAGGAACCGCGCUACUGGCUGCUCGCGCUGCUCAACCUUUCGCUCGUCCUGGAGACCGUGCUCACCCUCAAGUUCAAGCGUGGCAGAGGCUACAAAUGGUUUUCACCAGCCAUAUUCUUAUAUCUGAUCAGCAUCAUUCCAUCAUUCUGGCUCCUUGAAAUGCAUCGUAAGACUCAGGAGUGCAGUAUUCAAUCUGAAAGAAUGGCACAGAACACCAGCAGAAAAGAUGGCUUCAAACAUUCACUGAUGCUCGGUGAAGAAACCCAAGGAGUGGAGGACAUCCUUGAGACGGCCAAAGUUUUUGUCAAUAACCUGUCGACAGUGUGUGAGAAGUACUGGACUCUGGGUCUCCACCAGACUUUCCUGCUGAUGCUCAUCGUUGGCAGGUGGCUGCUGCCCAUCGGAGGCACCAUCACUCGAGACCAGCUCGCAGAGCUGCUGCUCAUGUUUGUGGGGACAGCGGCGGACAUACUGGAAUUCACCAGUGAGACUCUGGACUUGGAAGAUGUGAGGACUAACACCCCGCUGGUCUGUGCCAUCCUCGUAAUAUGGACAUGGAGCAUGCUGCAGUUUCCCCUCGAUCUGGCAGUGCAGCAGGUCGCGUGCCCCUCGUCCGUGGUGGCCCGGGGAUCCCCCAGCCGGUUCUUCUGCCAGUACAGCUCUGACCUGUGGAACAUCGGCAUCAGCAUCUUCAUCCAGGACGGGCCCUUCCUCGCCGUGCGCCUCGUCCUGAUGGCCCACUUCAGCGUGGUCAACCAGAUGCUCGUGUUCUUCGCCGUCAAGAACCUGCUCGUGGUGCUGCUGCACCUGUACCGCUUGGUGGUCCUGGCGUCCGCCUUCCGAGCCUCCCUGCGACGGCAGCCAGAAGGGCCCAAGGCAGAGCGCGGCUGCCUGCGGGGCACCCCUGCGGCUGGGCCAGGGGCCGGGGGCCGGGGCUCGUGGGAGGGCCCGGACGUCCCUCUGCGAGUCUCGCCAGCGGUGCCUGACGCCGCCCACCCUGCACCGUAGUCGCUCGGUUCCGCAGGGUGCAGCCCGGAGGACGGACUUCUCCGUUCUGCUUGGACUCCCCUCUCAUUCGGUUUUCUUUACAUCUUUGCGUAGGAUAGUUUGCAAAGAAACACCAUGACAAGGUGAUCUUAAACCUAAGCCAUAGACUUUCCUUUCUGCAAGGAGAGGAAUGGAACUUGGAUUCUGGUGACGGCUACAGCUUCUCUGUGACGGCAAAGGAGGCCACAGUUGCGCAGUGACUAAGUGAUGUCUUUGUGCAGAACUGUUUGAAGAGCUGUGGACGGGCCGCCGUGGCGUGGACUCGAAGGAGCCAGCGCAAGCUCUCAUGGCUGUUACCCGAAAGUACAAGGACUUCAUCUUGGGCUCCAGUAUGCGACUGUCCCUCGUGAUCUCUUCUUCCGUGUCCUUCUGGCAUCAGAGAGAUGCACAUUCAGUGAAUGCAGCAUGAAUGAGGGACAACGCCUUGCAGUUACCUCGCCGCGGGCCGGCGGCAGUGAACGCGUCCGCGCAGCCCCCGGCUCUCAGAGACCUGUGGUGGGCCACCAGCCCUCGCAGGAAGCCGUUUGGUCACCUGUGGCUGCUGGCAAGGCAGGAAACACCGGUGAAACGCUCACACGGUCACAGUUUCCACUUUGAAUAUCAUUUGAGGUAUGGUCAGCCCCUCAUUACCGUUUUCUACGUUGCUAAAUCGAAUCCCCCGAGCUGAGGCAGGGACGCUCUGGACCGUGGAUGAAGGUGUUCAGGGCCUUCAGGGUGACCACGGUUUGUGGCAUCUGCCUGCAGCAGCGAGCAAAGAUGCAUCUGCUCCAGACUGGCUCUGGAGCUGGUUCUUGGGCCUCCGGCCAGGUCGAUGGAUAUAAGUCUGUCACCGCUGGAGCCGUCGCCGCCGGAGCGGUCGCUGCCGAGCCGUGGCCGCCAGAGCCGUGGCUGCCCGAGCCAUCGCCGCCCAAGCCGUCGCCCCCCUAGCCGAGGCCUGUGCUGAGCGACAGAGGGAGCUCACAGCUGGCCUUGGCAUCAUGGGACUUCAGGCAAUUCACUUCAUCGUCUCUCUGCUGACAUUUCCAUUUGCUACAAUUUAGCCAUUUUGCCCCCUCACACCUCUGUACUUUCCAGGUGGAGGUGAGUCUGGAACUUUUAAAGUUAUUUCUGUUUUUAAAUG
Messenger RNA from Octodon degus (degu), 4072 nucleotides. RefSeq names its product transmembrane protein 26 (gene Tmem26). The transcript is spliced from 6 exons. Bases 1813 to 2913 code for a protein of 366 amino acids. Lineage: Eukaryota; Metazoa; Chordata; Mammalia; Rodentia; Octodontidae. The record is from RefSeq and is a predicted model, not a curated record.